UGACAUCCUUUAAUUUCAGCUCAGCAGCCUUGGGGUGAACACUGAGAGAAAGAGGAGGACCAUCCCGCUUCUACAUCCAGCUCGGGAGAAGGAGAUCCAGUUCGGGAUUCUUUUUAACCUCUUUUGGCAAAAAAAAAAAAACCCUCACCCAUCCCAGAUCUGGAUUUUUAAAUCUUUAUAAAAAAAAACCACACAACUCCUCGAGGUUUUCCUUUUUUUUUGUUCUCAACACUCACAGGAGAGGAAGAAACAUGGGAGCCCAGUUCGCCAAGAGUGGAGUAGUUGUCGAGGCGGAUCCUGCAGCUGCCAAAGCCAACGGCCAGGAGAACGGUCACGUCAAAACCAACGGCGACGUGUCGGCCAAGCCCGACGGGGAAGUGGCCGCUGCUGAUGGAAACGGGACAGCCGAACCGGCCAAGGAGGGAGAGGCCAGCACGGGAGACGCCAUCGAGCCCGCGCCUGCAGCCGAAGGCGAGGCCGCCAAAGCAGAGGGGGAGGCCGCCAAAGCGGAGGGCAAGAAGAAGAAGAAGUUCUCGCUGAAGAACUCGUUCAAGUUUAAGGGCAUCUCGUUGAAGAAGAGCAAGAAGGGCAGCGAGGAGGCCAAGGAGGAGGCCACGUCCCCGACGACCGAGGACAAGCCCGAGGAGAACGGCCAUGCGGCCAAGGAGACCAAAGAGGAGACACCGGCUGCAGAGGAGGCCAAAGAGGGCGAGGCUGCUGCCGCCACUGACGCCGCCGCCGCACCUGCCGCCACACCUGAGGGAGAGACCAAGGCAGCAGAGGAGGCCCCAGCCACAGAGGCCGCUCCCGCCGAGGAGGCCCCCGCCGCUGCCCCCGCCGAGGCCACAACACCUGCAGCUUCUGAGGGCGAGGCCAAGGCAGAGUGAACUGCGCCCCGCCCCCAAACGCCUGAACUGAUUUUCCAAGAUUAAAGUAUAUAAAUAUAUAUAUGAGAGACUCGUGCCACAUUCUUAAAGUUAUAAACAAAAGCUACAAAAGAAGACAAAGGAUAUAUCACAUCUGCUGAUUCAAACCACCAGUUCACUGCCUUUAUUUGUUCUUCGACAGACGGAAUCUCACCGGGCCCUCUCAUGAUGAUAAGUGUCGGCUUGUUUCGCCCCCUCAUGGUACACACAGGGACUGGCGUGUGGCGAAGGUUAACGGUUUGGAUGUGGAGCGAAUCAGGAAUACUGACUUAUUUUCCCAAUUCAUGGAGAAGCUUCCUUUUUAACAGUGUGGCAGCCCUAUAACAUUUUAUUUUUCUUUCUCAUCUUCUUUUGGGAUCUAAAAAUUGUCACCGUCGGCGACGUGGGGGUAGAACAUCUCCUUCACUCAACAUGACUGUUAUACGGACAUCAAAUGAUCUCGUUUGAUUUUUUAGAAUUCUACAUUCCUAUGUUUUACCCCCAAAUUUCAGAUAUUUUGUCAUGUAUAGAAAAGCGAAAAUCGAGGAGGGGAGGUGGAAGAAGAGCUAUGUCUUUGUUUGUGCAUUCUGGUUUUUUAUUUUUCUGGCUAAAACCACAUUCAAGCUUCUUGAAUAUUGCAGUGUUCACAACAGAGUUUAUGAUGCAGGAGUCGGGAGUUGUGUACAAAAUGUGAACCUUUUAUCUGCAAAGUGUCUCUGUAAAUAUGUUUUGGCCAAUAUCUUUGGUUCUCUUUUAUUUUGCUAUUGUUUGAAGACGUUCAUGGUUUUAUUGUAACUUUUAAUAAGGGUAAAUAAAUGUUUGAUCCCCUC
This is a messenger RNA of Solea senegalensis (Senegalese sole), 1735 nucleotides long. It is a transcript of the gene marcksl1a, whose product is annotated as MARCKS-like 1a. The transcript has 2 exons. Gene Ontology annotation, cellular component: plasma membrane; cytoplasm. Gene Ontology annotation, biological process: central nervous system development; actin filament organization. Gene Ontology annotation, molecular function: actin filament binding; calmodulin binding. NCBI's taxonomy places the organism in Eukaryota, Metazoa, Chordata, Actinopteri, Pleuronectiformes, Soleidae. The coding region runs from base 252 to 887 and encodes 211 amino acids. The record is from RefSeq and is a predicted model, not a curated record.